AUGGAGAACCGCUCGUCAGUUGUUACACAAGAAAAGGAGGGGUAUAUUGACAACACUUGUAUUGUUAGUAACACAUUGCAGGAUGUAGCCUUGUGGCUAACAGAAACUGUUGUCCUGAAAACACUAGAAAAGCUUAACACAAAUAAAUCCCCAGGACUGGAUGGCUUACACUCGAGAGUCCUCAAAGAUCUCAGUCAGGUUAUAGCCAGACAAUUGUUUCUAAUAUUUCUGGACAGCAUAUUGACAGGAAUGGUACCAGCUGAUUGUAGAAAACCCAAUAUUAUGGUACGAAUAUUCAAAAGAAGGCAGAGUCAUAUACCGGAAAACUACAGGCCAGUCAGCUUAACAUCAAUUGUAUGUAAACUGUCGAAAGCCGGGAUGAUAAGGGACUAUUUCCAAGAAUUUGCUGAUGAACACAGUAUCAUCAGCAAAAAUUAUCAUGGGUUUAUGAAGGGUUAUUCCUGCCAGACCAAUCUGUUAACAUUCUAUGAGGAAGUGAGCUGCCAUCUGGAUAAGGGAAGGCUGUUGGAUGUAGCAUAUCUGGAUUUUACAAAAGCAUUCAAAACAGUCCCCCAUACAUUCUUAAUCUACAAACUGAGGUCUGUAGGCAUAGACCAGGGAUCUCCAAACUGCGGCCCUCCAGCUGUUGCAGAACAACACAUUCCAUGA
Rana temporaria (common frog) is the source of this 669-nucleotide messenger RNA. RefSeq lists its product as uncharacterized. The transcript has 2 exons. The record is from RefSeq and is a predicted model, not a curated record. The coding region runs from base 1 to 669 and encodes 222 amino acids. NCBI's taxonomy places the organism in Eukaryota, Metazoa, Chordata, Amphibia, Anura, Ranidae.